CUCCUCCUCUUCUUCUUCGUCUUUAUAUUCAGAAACUCUCAAAGUAGUUUAGGAUUGAAGAGAGGAAGAGAAGGUGAGAUUUGGUGAAAGCAGGAACAAUGGCUGGAGGUUUUUCAAGUUCUGCUGUUGGGAAAAGAGCAGAGCUUUAUGAAGGAAGGAUCACAUGGUACUUCAUUGGGGCUUGUUUGAUUGGAUCUCUUGGUGGCUCUCUCUUUGGUUAUGAUCUUGGUGUUUCUGGUGGAGUGACUGCUAUGGAUGACUUCUUGAAGGAGUUCUUCCCAAAAGUAUACCGAAGAAAACAUGAACCACUUCAUGAAACUGACUACUGCAAAUUCGACAGUCAGCUGCUGACACUAUUCACAUCCUCCCUUUAUUUCGCUGGCCUUGUUUCAACCUUCGCCGCCUCGAGGGUCACUACAAAAUACGGCCGGAGAAUGAGCAUCCUUGUUGGCUCCAUCAGUUUCUUCCUCGGCGGAGCAAUUAAUGCUGGUGCAGUCAACAUUGCCAUGCUCAUCAUCGGUCGUAUUCUACUCGGUUUUGGAAUUGGCUUCGGCAAUCAAGCAGUGCCAUUGUAUCUGUCAGAAAUUGCUCCAGCGAAACAUCGAGGAAAAGUCAACCAAUUGUUUCAAUUGACAACAUGCCUUGGCAUUUUGGUUGCUGAUCUUAUAAACUACAAAACUGAAGAGAAGCAUCCCUGGGGAUGGAGAUUAUCACUUGGAUUGGCCACAUUACCUGCAGCUCUAAUGUUUUUGGGUGGCCUAUUCCUCCCUGAAACUCCCAACAGUCUGGUUGAACAAGGCAAAACGGAAAAAGCAAAAGAAGUGCUAAUGAGAAUUCGGGGGACGACAAAGAUCGACGCCGAGUUCCAAGAUUUGUUGGAAGCAAGCGAAGCCGCCAGGGCAGUGAAGCAUCCAUUCAGAAACCUCUUCAAGCGAAAAAACCGACCACAGCUCAUCAUUGGAGCACUCGGCAUUCCAGCAUUCCAACAACUCAGUGGCAACAACUCUAUACUCUUCUAUGCACCAGUUAUCUUCCAAACACUAGGCCUUGGCUCUGAAGCUUCUCUUUACUCCAGCAUUAUCAGUAACUCCAUGCUCGUCAUUGGCGCGCUUGUUUCGAUGUUUUUUGUGGAUAAAGUAGGCAGAAGGUUCUUCUUCAUUGAAGGCGGAAGUCAGAUGAUUAUAUCCAUGGUGGUGGUUGGAAUUACAUUGGCAAAAGAAUUUGGCCAUGGUAAGCCAUUGCCGAAGAGUUCGGCAACUUUGUUGCUGAUCAUGAUAUGUUUCUUUGUUGUGGCUUAUGGUUGGUCAUGGGGACCAAUGGGAUGGUUAGUACCAAGUGAGCUAUUUCCAUUGGAGACAAGAUCAGCUGGACAAAGUAUAGUGGUGUGCAACAAUCUCUUCUUCACCGCCGUUGUCGCUCAGUUCUUUGUUGCUGCAAUGUGUCAUCUUCGAUACGGCGUUUUCUUCCUCUUUGCAGGUUUGAUAGUCAUAAUGUCGAUCUUUAUCAUCGCAUUGCUGCCAGAGACAAAGCAGAUGCCCAUUGAGGAGAUUUAUUUGCUGUGGGAGCAGCACUGGUUUUGGAAGAAAAUUGUGGGCACUUCUCAGCGUGAUGAACAUGAAAUGACGCAAAUUGAUUCAGUUUAGAUGUCUCACUAGUUUGAUUUUUUUCUUUUUUUAUAUAUUUAUUUUUAUUCUCUUUGUUUUUAUUAUUAAUUUCUCUAUGCGGUAGUUGUCAGGAAACAAUA
Dioscorea cayenensis subsp. rotundata (Guinea yam) is the source of this 1744-nucleotide messenger RNA. Its product is annotated as sugar transport protein 14-like. Gene Ontology annotation, biological process: monosaccharide transmembrane transport. NCBI's taxonomy places the organism in Eukaryota, Viridiplantae, Streptophyta, Magnoliopsida, Dioscoreales, Dioscoreaceae. Gene Ontology annotation, cellular component: membrane. The record is from RefSeq and is a predicted model, not a curated record. Gene Ontology annotation, molecular function: monosaccharide transmembrane transporter activity.